This is a messenger RNA of Oxyura jamaicensis (ruddy duck), 3215 nucleotides long. RefSeq names its product lysosomal alpha-glucosidase-like. Gene Ontology annotation, biological process: carbohydrate metabolic process. NCBI's taxonomy places the organism in Eukaryota, Metazoa, Chordata, Aves, Anseriformes, Anatidae. The coding region runs from base 136 to 2970 and encodes 944 amino acids. The record is from RefSeq and is a predicted model, not a curated record. The transcript has 20 exons. Gene Ontology annotation, molecular function: alpha-1,4-glucosidase activity; carbohydrate binding.
CUGCGAGGCGUGUGCUGGCGCUGCUACUAGAGGUGAGCGGUAGGCGCCGGGCGCCUUGUCGGGGUUUUACGGCGCAGCGGGCAGAGCUGCAGCGCUGGGAGCCCUGCCCGCCCGCUCUGCCCGCACGCAGCCCCAAUGUCAAGAGGAGACACGUGUACCCCCAGGACGAUGAAGUUGUACCAGAAGCUGAGGACAGCAGUGCCGCGGCUGGUGGUGAGCCAGGAGGAGGAUGAGCAGGAGGAAGAGGAUGUGGACGCCCCGACACCCACCGGCCACAGCAGGCUGGCCCCGUGGUGGGUGGGCAGCGGGCUUCUGCUGACUGCCAUGCUGCUGAGCACCGUCACCGUCUGGGUGCUGCGACAAGUGUCUGGGGGCUGGCACGGCCUCGCGCCACCCUCCCAGUGCCACCAGGUCCCGGAGAGCCACCGCUUCGACUGCUACCCGGAGCGGCACGUGGUGGUGACCCAGGAGCUCUGCGAGGGCCGGGGGUGCUGCUUCAUCGAGACCCCCCUGGCAGCGGGGGGCGAGAGGGGGGUGCCCUGGUGCUUCUACCCCCCCGACUUCCCCAGCUACACCCUGCAGAGCCUCAACCAGACAGCGCUGGGCAUGGUGGGGCUGCUGGUGCGCAGGGAGAAGGCUUAUUACCCCCGGGACAUCGAGGUGCUGCGGCUGGAUGUGGAGCUGGAGACGGACACGCGGCUGCACGUCAAGAUAACCGAUGCGGCCAACCCUCGGUACGAAGUUCCUCUGGAGGUUCCACGGGCAGAGAAGAGAGCAGAAAACCCCAUCUACAGCCUGGACUUCUCCAAGGACCCCUUUGGGCUGCUGCUGCGGCGCCGAGACACAGGGACGGUGCUGCUCAACACCACCGUGGCCCCCUUGAUCUUUGCUGACCAGUUCCUGCAGAUCUCCACGGCGCUGCCCUCCCGGUUCCUGUACGGGCUGGGGGAGCACCGCAGCACCCUGCUGCACAGCCUGGACUGGAGCACCCUCACCCUCUGGGCCCGCGACGUCUCCCCCACGGAAUUGUUCAACCUGUAUGGCGCUCACCCCUUCUACCUGCUGCUGGAGGAGGGCGGGGAUGCUCACGGGGUUUUCCUCCUCAACAGCAACGCCAUGGAGGUGGCCCUGCAGCCCGCUCCGGCCCUGACCUGGAGGACCAUUGGGGGGGUGCUGGAUUUUUACAUCUUCCUGGGGCCUGACCCCAACACGGUCAUCCAGCAGUACCAGGAGGUGAUAGGUUUCCCAGCCAUGCCGCCCCUCUGGGCGCUCGGCUUCCACCUCUGCCGCUGGGGCUAUGGCUCCAGCAAUGAGACCUGGCAGACCGUGAGGGCCAUGAGGAACUUCCAGAUCCCACAGGAUGCACAGUGGAACGACAUCGAUUACAUGGAUGGGUACCGCGACUUCACCUUCGAUCCCCAGAAAUUCGCCUCUCUCCCCUCGCUGGUGGAGGAUCUCCACAAGCACGGGCAGCACUACGUUAUGAUCUUGGACCCUGGCAUCAGCAGCACCAGCCCGCGGGGCUCCUACUGGCCUUUCGAUGAAGGCUUGAGACGGGGUUUGUUCAUAAACACCACGCAAGGGCAGCCGCUGAUUGGGCAGGUCUGGCCCGGCUACACGGCCUUCGCCGACUUCUCCAACGUGGACACGCGCCAGUGGUGGCUGGAGAACCUGCAGCGCUUCCAUGCCCACGUGCCCUUUGACGGCAUCUGGAUCGACAUGAACGAGCCGUCCAACUUCAUGGAUGGGUCUGAGGAGGGCUGCCCACCAGGAGAGCUCGACAGCCCCCCAUACACGCCGGCCGUGCUGGGCGAUUCCCUGUCUGCCAAGACGGUGUGUGCCUCGGCGAAGCAGAGCACCUCAGUGCACUACAACCUGCACAACCUCUACGGGCUGAUGGAGGCCGAAGCGACGGCGAGUGCCUUGAUCCAGAUCCGGGGGAAGCGCCCCUUUGUCAUCUCCCGCUCCACCUUCCCCAGCCAGGGCCGGUACUCGGGGCACUGGCUGGGCGACAACCGCAGCCAGUGGAAGGACAUGUAUUACUCCAUCCCAGGGAUGCUGAGCUUCAGCCUCUUCGGGAUCCCAUUGGUGGGGGCCGACAUCUGUGGCUUCUCAGGCAGCACCUCGGAGGAGCUGUGCACUCGCUGGAUGCAGCUCGGGGCCUUCUACCCCUUCUCCCGCAACCACAACUCCCAGAAUGAGAAGGCCCAGGACCCGACGGCGUUCAGCCCCGCGGCGAGGACAGCUAUGAAGGACGUGCUGCUGACCCGCUACUCCCUCCUGCCCUUCCUCUACACACUUUUCCACCAUGCCCACCUGCACGGGGAAACCGUUGCCCGGCCCUUGUUCUUUGAGUUCCCUCGGGACACGGCCACGUACGGGCUGGACAGGCAGUUCCUGUGGGGCCGCAGCCUGCUGGUGACACCGGUACUGGAGCCCGGGGUGGACUCGGUGAUGGGUUAUUUCCCCCGAGGCGUGUGGUACGACUUCUACACGGGCUCCUCCGUGAACAGCAGCGGGGAGAUGCUGAAGCUGUCGGCCCCCCUGGAGCACCUCAACCUACAUCUCCGUGAGGGCUCCAUCCUGCCCACCCAGAAACCCGGGCCCACCAGCGAGGCCAGCCGAGGGAAUCCCCUGCGCCUCAUCGUGGCCCUGUCCCCAGGUGCCACCGCCUGGGGAGACCUCUUCUGGGAUGACGGCGAGAGCCUGGACACCUUUGAGCGGGGCAGUUACUCGUACCUGGUGUUCAACGCCACGGAGAACGUCCUCACCUCCAGCGUCCUCCACACCAGCACCGAGGCCACCUCUGCCACCAUCGGCACCCUGAGCAUCUAUGGGGUGCGGGAGCCGCCCCACAAGGUCCUCCUGAACGGCCAGGAGAAGCCCUUCUCCUACCUGGACAACCAGGUCCUCACCGUGAGCGGGCUGGGCCUGGGGCUCGACCAGGCCUUCUCCCUGCAGUGGCUGUGACGGGGGGGGGCUGGGGCUGUCCCCACCCCACCGAGACCACCCGUCCGUGGCCGUGCUCCCAAGGCCAGGAUGGGAUGUGGAUGUUGCUGUGUGGAGGCGUUGAGGACUGUCACCUGCUGCCGCGGAUGGGGACGGGGGACACUGGGAGGGGGAUGUGGGGGGGAUGGCUGCUGGGUGCCCCUGUGCCAUGAUGUUGCUGUGAGGUGAGGGCUGGUGGCCCCGUCCGCAAUAAAGGAGUGAGGAGA